AUGAUCAGCAGCCGGUCUCCACUGUUACAAAUCCCGACCAUUUGCCACUCGCGCCUGCAGGCGCCCAGGGACACCAGCCUCCCUCCCCCUGCCCAGUGGCUGGGUCUCAGCCGUCCCACAUCCCACUUCCCCGGGAAGAAUCCUGGGGCUCCAAGAAGUGGUGUGACAGGCUCCCAGCCACACGGCUCUGAUGAUCCUUUCUCGCCUCUCUGGUCCCACCAGGACACCCUGAAUUACAGCACCACUGAGUAUCCCCAGUACGACUGGACUGGGGACUUCGGCCUGCCGGUGGAUGAGUCUUCCAGCCCCUCCAAGCUGCCUCUUCCCCAGGUGUUUGCCCUGCUAAUCUUCACGGUGGUCUUCUUGGUGGGGGUCCCGGGCAACGCCCUGGUGGUCUGGGUGACAGGCUUCGAGGUCCGGCGCAACAUCAAUGCCAUCUGGUUUCUCAACCUGGCGGCGGCCGACCUCCUCUCCUGCCUGGCGCUGCCCAUCUUGUUCACCUCCAUCUUACAGCAUGGCCACUGGUCCUUCGGCAGUGCUGCCUGCCGCAUCCUGCCCUCUCUCAUCCUGCUCAACAUGUACGCCAGCAUCUUGCUCCUGGCCACCAUCAGCGCCGAUCGCUUCCUGCUGGUGUUUAAUCCCAUCUGGUGCCAGAACUACCGGGGGCCCCGCUUGGCCUGGGUGGCCUGCGGCGUGGCCUGGGGCCUGGCCCUGCUGCUGACCAUCCCCUCCUUCCUCUAUCGCGUGCUGCACGUGGACUACUUUCCAUUCAAGAUACGGUGCGGCGUCGACUACGGCCAACGAGGCUUCCUCAUCGAGAGAACCGUGGCCGUCCUCCGGCUGGUGGUGGGCUUCCUGUGGCCGUUGGUCACGCUUGGAAUCUGUUACACUUUCCUCCUGAUUCGGACCUGGAGCCGCAGAGCCACGCGCUCCACCAAGACGCUCAAGGUCGUGGUGGCGGUGGUGACCAGCUUCUUUGUGCUCUGGCUGCCCUACCAGGUGACGGGCAUGAUGCUGGCCCUGCUCCACUGGCGCUCGAAGACCUUCCAGGCCGUGUCCAGGCUGGACGCCCUGUGCAUCGCCAUCGCUUACGUCAACUGCUGCAUCAAUCCCGUCAUCUAUGUGGCAGCGGCACAAGGCUUCCACGCCCGCUUCCUCAGGUCCCUUCCUGCCGGAGUCCGGAACGUGUUGACCGAGGAGUCUGUGUCUCGGGACAGCAAGAGCUUCACCCUGUCCACGGCGGACACCCCGGCCCAGAAGAGCCAGGCGGUGUGAGGGGAGCGUGACCCACCCCCUCUUCCCACCUGUCCCUUCUCUCUCUGCUGAUUUUGGCCCAGCCCCUGGUGCUGUCGUGUUCACCAACUGUCGUCCUUUCCCUCGGUCUUUCCCAGACGUGUCCUCCCUCCCUUUCAGGAGUAACACGUCCCUCUAGGGACUCUCACCCUUUCUUUCCACCCAAGGGCUUUGGAAAACAAGCAGAAACCCAUAAUACUGGGAGCAUCCCCCUCCCACAACGGUUCUCUGUCUGCGUGGGCGGAGACUGUCUAGAACACACCCCAUACAUAGAAGACAGACAGGGAGGGGCGCCUGGGUGGCUCAGUCGGUUGAAGGUCCAACUUCGGCUCAGGUCAUGAUCUCACGGUUAGCAGGUU
Suricata suricatta (meerkat) is the source of this 1652-nucleotide messenger RNA. RefSeq names its product complement C5a receptor 1 (gene C5AR1). NCBI's taxonomy places the organism in Eukaryota, Metazoa, Chordata, Mammalia, Carnivora, Herpestidae. Gene Ontology annotation, biological process: phospholipase C-activating G protein-coupled receptor signaling pathway; complement receptor mediated signaling pathway; positive regulation of cytosolic calcium ion concentration. Gene Ontology annotation, molecular function: complement component C5a receptor activity; G protein-coupled receptor activity. Gene Ontology annotation, cellular component: plasma membrane. Bases 1 to 1275 code for a protein of 424 amino acids. The transcript is spliced from 3 exons. The record is from RefSeq and is a predicted model, not a curated record.